AUGUGUUGUAUUUCUGAAAUUAGUUAUGACGGGGUUUUUUUUCACUCAUGUGUCAUUUUGCACAUUUUCUGCCAAAGUUAUCUUCGUAUUAACAAAACCCCGUGGUGACUUGACACUGACGAAGUAGGGGAAACAACUCCAUGUAAAAUGGCUAGGUAUUGCAUUUUCUGGUGUAGUUUCCCUCUUUAAAUAUAUAUACAAAGGUAUGUACAAAAAUACACCAGGGGAUACCAACUGGAAGAAAAUAAUAGAUAAAACUGUAGAAUUGAGCUGGUGUUGUAACAUUCUAUCAAGACAUAAUUUGAAUAAGGCGUGACAUUUUGUUUAUUUUUAUUAAAUAGUAAUGCAAUAUGUAUGUAAUUUUAAGUGAAAUUUCCAUAUCCUCGUUAUAUAGCUAGAAUCACUAUAUUUUCCCUUAUUAAACAUCUAUACUUUUAAUUCUUUAUGCUUUAUUGAUGUUGCAGCUUUUCGCGCCAUCCUGCAUCAAGCAAAAAACAUGCUCGAUUGAUCCUAAAGUGAAUGGAAAGCUUGGGUUGUUUAUGGAGCCAAUCCUGGAAUGGUGUGCAGAAAAUCAGCCAAGUGGAAAUGGAGCAUCUUCAAAGCCAAAAUCACCGACACCACCUGCAUCUACACGACCUUCAAAAAGAACAGGAUCUCCUCAACCAACCUCACCUAUCCCACCUCAAAAACGGAAAGGACCUCACCAUCCAACCUCACCUCGCCCAUCUCAAAAUCAAAAUGGAGCUCACCAUCCAACCUCACCUCGCCCAUCUCAAAAUCAGAAUGGAGCUCACCAUCCAACCUCACCUCAACCAUCUCAAAAUCAGAAUGGAGCUCACCAUCCAACCUCACCUAGCCCACCUUCGAAGAGAAUAUUCAAAUUGAAGCAACUUCUGAAGAAAAUCAUGAAGUCCAUGCAAUAGAAUGCGAGCCACAACUAAGAAAUCCUGAUACCUGAUUGACCAACGGACCACGCCUUUUUGAUAUAUAUGAACUUAAAAGUAUUAUACUCCAAUUUUCAACUUUUAAUUUCUGUUCUUAUUUGAUUUGAGCCGUUUAGCUAUGAUAUGUUGUCAAAAAUAACAAGUUGUGUUUACUACUUGACUCACACAGACAUUAUGUUUAUCAUUUGUUGUACAGCUCAUCAUAUAUAGUUAGAUGUUUUCUUCUUUCACUUCUCCUGAAUGUAAUAAAAUAUUCCGCAAUUAUGA
Pecten maximus is the source of this 1211-nucleotide messenger RNA. Its product is annotated as 4-O-methyl-glucuronoyl methylesterase 1-like. The coding region runs from base 456 to 923 and encodes 155 amino acids. The record is from RefSeq and is a predicted model, not a curated record. NCBI's taxonomy places the organism in Eukaryota, Metazoa, Mollusca, Bivalvia, Pectinida, Pectinidae. The transcript is spliced from 3 exons.